Messenger RNA from Caenorhabditis auriculariae, 3920 nucleotides. NCBI's taxonomy places the organism in Eukaryota, Metazoa, Nematoda, Chromadorea, Rhabditida, Rhabditidae. The record is from the annotation of a GenBank genome assembly.
AUGUUCCCUUGGGUGGUUCUGUGCUUGCUGCCGUUUCUCUCCGCCGAGUUCCUCUACGUGAGAACGACUUACGAAGCUGAGGACUUUGGCAUCGCCACCGACGAGCACGAGCAAUGCCGCGCCUGGAAGCUCUGGUGGAGAACCCAGGUCAUUUCAAGUCGAUAUUACUGCAAAAUAUAAUAAAUCCAGUUCAGGAAACAAAUACAGACUUGACCACAAGCGACAUAGACCUGCUGGCGAUUCGGCGGAGCGAAGUGUGGGUUAACCAUCCGGCCCAGGCUGCCCGAUUCGACAUCCCGCUAGAGUUACUUCAGCAGUUUUCGGUCCGUUCGAAGCUUCUUCUAAAUUGGAAGGUAGUUCAGAACAUCUACGUUGACUUUGAGAACGUUUGUCGGCUGCAUCCACGCAAUUUGCGCAUCCAGUCGGCCAUCUCAGCCAUUCGUUACGGCUUCAACGUGGCUCAAGUCUGCGAGGAGCUUUCUGGAAACUCGACGGUUUUCCCUAUUUUUUUUUUUUGUUUUGAAGACGUUCCGAUUAUCAGAACGAAGAUAGAAGUUUCCUGCUCAACACGACCGCUUCAUUGUUUGUUUUUACAAGCAGAAACUUACUGGAGAACCAUGAAAGCGUCUCUUUAAAUUUGGAAAAAGUCUGCGAUCCGCAAGCCGAAGAAGACCGAGAGUCUCAUUUACAGUAUUAUCAAGGUUUUUUCCAGUCUUUUUCGUUUAUUUUUGCAUAAUUGAACAGUGCCAAUUUACAGAAAAAUACGGAUCUUUUGUUUUCAACGUUAGCGCCCUCGAAAUGGAUAUUGAAGAAUUACGUGCUGUUAUGAAAAAUACCGUUGCCAUUGAUGAAAUUUUGAGGUUUUUACUCUAAUUCCGUGUUCAAAGUUAUUCUGCGAAAUUCAAAAUAGCUUUCAGAGAGGGAAAAAGAUAACUAAAAUACGGAGAAUCAGAAAUAAUUCUGAUUUUAGCGGAGAUUACUUUCAACACGUCAUAAAUAUCCAUUUGAAGCUUACAGAAAGUUUGAGCACAUUUCUGAGUCUGCAAUUCGUCCAUAUCCUUCUUCGGCAAUCUUACCUUUUCUCAAGAAAGUUCAUUAUGAUUCACGGUAAGACGAACCCUAGAAAGUAUCAAGAGAGUUCAGGAUCCCUCCAAUUUUGCACGUUGGUGACCAAUUGGUCGUCAAGUUUGGUCUUUUGAUUCAAUCCAUGAGCAACUUCGAACUCUCCACUAUGGCAGGAAACCUUGAAACGAACAAGAUAAUCUUUUUUUUUGAGGACUACGACGUUGAUACUUGGGUUCGGAUGGCAUGGAUAGAUCCACGGCUGCGUCAUCAGCUGAGCCGACCCAUCCUAGUCAACGACUACACGUUCCUCAGAUUGAUCUGGCGGCCUGAUCCGAUAUUCACCAACGCCAAGCUCUCGACUUUUCAUAAGGUCAGCGGAAAAUACGCGAUUGUUCGAAAGGAAGUCUUUCAAGAAGAUAUUGUUUAGCCUCUCUUUGUCAGCUUCUCAUUUUUUGCAUACUUUUUUUGAGAAGGCAGCAACUUCUGCCCUUUUAGGUCAUUCAACGGACGUCCUUUUUGUGAAUAUUGAGUAAAUUGCCAAUUUUGCCGGAGUUAACUUUUUUUUAAAGUUUAGAUGAAAUUUCUUCACAGUCGUUACUCUUCGUUUUGAGAAAAGAUUUUUUACACGCAAAACACAAAACUUUCAAGCAAUACUUUAAACUAAAAUUUUGUAAAAUAAUCUCCAAAAAAAAAAGAGUUUUCAUUGAAAUAUCCAUGAAACAAACAAAAAUGUGAAAAAGUAAAAAAAAAAAGUUCUCUUUUUCAUUCCGAUUUCACUCACAAGAUCACUAAAAAUACUUUCCGCACAACAAUAAAUUAACAGGUGUCCUACUUCAAUUUCUACAUGAUAAUCUUCCCUGGAGGCGAAGUUUUCAUGGAUAUUCGCGUGUAUUUGAAGCCGACAGCCGCGCAGAUAGUUUUGUGCAAAUAUCCACACGACAACCCGGCGGCGACGCUCAAAAUCAGUUCAUGUUUGUGAACAUGGCGGCUUCCAGUUUGAUCUCCGUCUUCAGUGGGAUUGACCAAAGACGUCGUCUCUUUCGAGUGGUUUUCGGCCUUGGAAGACGCGAUCCGCAUAAAUGCCGACGUCCAGAUUCCCGAGCUACACAUCACCAGCGUCGCCGCCGGCCAGUGCGACGGUACUCGCAAGUCUGGUGAGGAAUCCGGGGAGAGAAGGAGUUUUUCCAACGUUUCAAGGCAAUUAUUCGUGCUUGGAGAGCGUUUUCUACAUGAAAAGACACAUCGGCUACCACAUUGCGAACACCUACAUCCCCACGGCUUUUUGCGUGGCUUUCUCUUGGAUCUCGGUCUGGCUUCCUGAGGAAUUCGUCGAAGGUCGCAUCUUCGUAUCUCUAACCGUGUUCCUCACACUCAGUGCCGAGAACAACUCUGCUAAGGAAGAGCUCCCCAAAGUUUCUUAUAUUAAAGUUGGUUUUCACCUAGUUUUCGAAAUAGUGGAAAACGUUAGGCGAUCGACAUUUGGUUUGGCUUCACCUCGAUUUUCGUCUUCAGUACGAUGAUUCAAGCUUUGGUGGUAAUUUCAUUAGAGCACAACAGCAGAAAAUUGGUUUGAGCUCAGAAUCUUUCUUUCCACUCGGGUAUUUAGAAAACUAAAAGCGAGAACAAUCUGGAAGGCUACAGCAAAUUCCAAAUCACCAAGUCUUUACUGAUGAGUCGUUAUUAUCACAAAUUGGCACGUCAGAUAGACACUUUCUGCAAGGUGAGCUUCAUUUCCAGCGACUGAAAAGAUGUGACUUCAGGUGAUGUACCCGGUGACGUUCUUGCUCUUCCUGAUGGUGUACGUCUUCGUGAUAACGGAAGGCGAUGAACGCAAAUGCCUGCAGUCGACGUGAGCUGUCGGUGGCCGCGCCGGCGCCUUUCCGGUCUGAAACCUGCAAUUGUUUAUCUUGUGCCCCUAUUCGUCGUCAUAUGCGCUCGAGCAAACCGCUCGCCUCCUCUGAGAACUCCUUUUUCGUCCUCUCUCGGCGUUCGUUUUACGUUUGCUGAUUGAAAUCUGCCACGAAAUUGAUACAACUUUAUCCUUCUAAUUUUCUUCCUUUCGAAAAUUUUAUCAUCCGGGUAGGAAGUUUCUUAACAUUUUGGUUCCUUCUUUUUCAUCCGAAUUUCAAAAAUAUUCUGAGAAUUUUCGAGUAUCAGAAAAAACAUUAAAGAGAAGAAAAUUUCUUGCAAGGAAACUCCGUUUUUUCCGAUUCGCUACCAUUUGGUUUUUCGUUUUCGCUCACUGAUUCGCUAAUCUUAUGAAUUCCCCUCAAACUUUGUCUGAAGUUGAUGAAGAAGUUUGACUUUUUCAUUUAAAAUAGCUUUUUUUCAUGUUUUUUUAAGACUUUUACGAUGUACUGAGAAAGAGCUUGAGUACCUGCAAGAAACGAAGCCUCGGUUGAAUAGACCAAAAAUAAAAAUGUUAAAAUCAAUCUGAUCUUUCACACCAUCAAAGAAAAAAAAACAUUUCUCUUUCGAUAAAUGCGAAGACUUUUGAAGGACGGCGAUAAUAAAGGCGGCUGACCGUGGGAGUCUGGCACAAAACGGAAUAAUUUCGGACUGUUGGUGUGCGCGGCCGGUUGACCUUCCUAACCCUGUACCUUCUUAACCAUUGUCUGCAUGGGUCGUAGCUUCUCGGUCUCACAUUCCAUCGCACUCUUGCGUCGGAAUCCACUGUCGGCGUCUCCGCAUCGCCUGUGUAUCUCUCGCCGCGGUACUGUUCGUCUGCGUCGCCUCGACGCCUCCGCCAGCCUUUCGCUUGCAAUGAAGAUUUCGUUGGUCGUUCCUCUGUGGAUUCUGGCUGCGCGCGACAAAUUAGGACAUCCAACCACAGCUGCUUUGACGUCAUCUUGUAA